AAGCAACCUACGCUACUAUGCAUUGUCAGCCUUUGAACUACAUUAAAUAUGCUUCUCCAGAAGCUUGAUACUUUAACUGGUGUUAUCUCCCGUAUAAUUCGCUACGUGAUAAUGUUGGGUGCUCCGAUGUGAGCUCGAAAAUAUGGUUUUAGAAGGUAAAGGGAUAUUAUCGUAGUUUCAUUCGCGAGUGUGAUAUCCUGAAUUGCUAAACAUACCGUACGAAUUAAAGUUGUUUACAACUAUGGAGAGUUGGAUCUGAAAUCGUCCCUACUACCUUUUCAGUGUAAUAUUGUCUUAAGCAAUAUGUACAUAAAUUUGAUGGGCAUGUUAUAAAAUUGCUAUUCAGCUAGUUUCACGCACCGAAAAAGAAAUCUGUUGCGCAAACAAUAAUGUAUCAUAAUUGCGUGAUUAAUCAUGAUCGUAAGACUAUUUAUAUCAGCAUUUCUGGAAGUCUCUUUAGCAAACUAAACUUUCAAAGUAUUUUAUGUCGUAUCAUGUUAUUCUUACCAGAUAAUUUUGCUACAACGAUCCAUAAGUGCAACUGAUGCAAGUGUAAUCAAACCGUAAUUAUGGGACAUAUUACUGAGUCUUUUUUUGCUGUACGACUGGUGUGAAAGUAGCAAUUAAACAAUCUGGCAUUACUAAAUAUAUCUUCCUGCUCCUAAAGACUAUUUUUACAUCUCAACUCAAUAUAAUGUUCAAGCACAUUAGUGUCCAAAAUUAUCUAGCUCUGACUUAAUAGUCUAGAUAUUCAGCUAACAGAUUAUUGUUCAGAUCCUACAUCUUUCUGGUUUGGUAAGUAAAGUAACUGCCCUUCAGUGUAGUGAGCGAUCGUAUAUAUAGUUAGCCCAGUAAUAGUUGGUACUUUGUUGUGGUAAUCAGGGUUGACUGUCGUGACGAAUCAGUCGGGCUACGCCCCUAAAUGCCCUAGUACGGCCGAGAGUGCGGAGUCAGCUCUUCCUCUCGAAAUGUUCUCACAUGGCCACGCGUAUACAACCACUGCCAGGGAAGUCCUACUCACUGCCUUUUCGUGAAGUGGGUGUUGUUUACGAAACUGAGAGGACGAAAAGCGAAUGUCUGGCACUUUAAUCGGGUUGGUGGGUAUGGAGAGUCCACCUAGGGGAAUUGAAAAACCCUGAUUCCAAACCAAUGGUGCCUAUGGGCUCCAGGAUCCAAAGAGAACAAGUGGUGUUAAUCACCGAUUACCAUGGGACUGCAUCUCCUAAUGUUGCCCCACUGUCUUGUGGAUUAAUCCUGUAGGUCAAAGGCUCGGGGAGCGAAGCCUGAAGGAAACUAUCUGCUUUGUUUUUGGCUCUCGGGAAGUAUUUCAGACCUAGUGCAAGUCGAAUGACCUGUGGCGCAUAUAUAUUUGGCGCCUUCUUGUACCAAUGUGUUUAAAUAGAUGGUUUAAAGUAAGCACUGUGUUUACUACUAGAUUAGGAAAUAUAUUGUGACAGCUGCUGUUUUACUUAAGAUUGCCCAAAAGCAUUUAUCAACAACGAGGUUUCAUGUGUUGUAUAGCUUGAGUUGAAACGGCUUUCCGUUUAUUUAGUGAUGGAUAUGGAACUCAAUUCAUUGACUUAAACACAUCUUUUUAUAUUUCAUUUGACUGUUUUCUCAUAAGUAGCAAAGUAGUGAACUUAUAGGAUCAGGUAAUAUAUGUAAUAUUCGUCAGGUUAGUUUUUCAGCUGUUCAUUAAGUCUACGCGGUUUUAAAUAUUUCGAGCACUGUUCAAAACCUAUCGCGUUCUGUACCAUUAUUCCCGAUGGCCUGUUUUCAGAUGAAGGUUUUGCACGAACUCAGGAAGGUUGAUUGGCCUUUGCUAACUUGCAUCACUCGUACCGUAGGUUAGACGUCCGUUUAUCAACCAAAGGACGGGUUGCAUUUCGCUCUGACCAACUUUAUGUGUGUGUAGCGCGACCACUAAGGAUCUAGGAUAUUCGUAGACUACUAGUAUUUGCCCAUAUAUGACUCCAAAGCACCCCUCGUGUAUUUUAAGAAUGCAUGGUUUAGGAUACUGGGUUAAAUAUGGCAAAUCGAUUGAUCCUGUAGUCUCCGUCAACUGAGGUGGCUGGGACGUGUAUUACAUAUGCUUACCUCGACGGGGGAUGUCUAGUGUAGGGGUAGGUUGGAAGAAAGCUAGGAGCAUCCAAAACAAGACAUAGCACCAAUCUAUGAAGUUAGUUGUACUGGGCCAUGUUAAUAGGUGUAGGCUACCAGGCUGGGUGCAAAAUGUUUACCACAAUUAAUGGUUAGAGACUGAAUGACAUUUCUAGGAAUCGUUUACAAUGCUACAUUUACAUUCGCUCCUUGUUUUUAGGACCUGAGUCCCGAAAUCUUAUUACUAUUUUUCUUUUCCUAUGCUUAGUCUUCUGUCGAUGCUGAUACUGUUACUACUUCUACUACUCUCGAAUUUACUUUGAUACGAUUUGAUCUCAUCGUGCUGAUGUGGCAAGGUAGCUUAAAACUAUGCACAUGUGUCAGCUUCUACGUUGUAUAUGACUCACUGACUCGAAAAUUUAGUUCUAAACGUUUUUUCAACUAGAGAAAAUGAAUGUUCAAACUCAAGACUUGACAGUAAUUGAAGUAAAUGAGUAGUAGUAGCCUUAGUUGUUUGAACGAAAAUAAUCUGGUAGCUGGAUUUUGAGCUAUCAGCAUGACAACUGCUUAAAGGUAUUUGGUAACAGUUUUAAGUGUAUGAUGGUAUCGUAAAUACACUUACAAGUAAACAAACCCCAAGUAACCUACUUUUCUGUUCUUUCAUAUCUAUUGCUUUACGCCAGUCAGUCAGUAAGGUAUAUGCAACCUAGAAUCUGACACUUGUGCCGUAUGGCUGUAUCGGUUGUUUUUAAAUUCGCUGUAUGUAAUUUUGUUAUUCUAAUAUAUUCCUGUACAUAUUUGUAUAUUUACAUGUUUAGGUACUGUAUUAAAAUGAACUGAUGCGGUUAACUGGCUUUCAGAUGCCCCUAUCACUACUACCACCAGUAUAUCCAUCAAAAUCACGAGACUCCUUAAACUUAAGUACAGAAAUUCAUCAGCCUCCUGAAUCAGGAGAAAAGAUUAGUAGUGCUGCUAGUGAAGCUGCUUUACAUAGAUGCAGAUUAUAUGAAUUGCGCCAGACGUUCUUGGGGAUCUCUACUUCAAAAGACCCUUGUCCGCAUUGUCAGACAGGAAUCUCUACGUGUACAUAUGUGAGCACAGAUAAUCACUCUUUUUAUACCAGCCCCGUGGGUAGUUUAGGGUGCACUGUUUUAAAUUCAGCAAGGUUUGACCAUGGUCCUUCCAUUUAUGUAAGUACCCCUGAUAUUGAUUGUCUUUCUUCUGCCACUGAAUCAGACAAACUUCGUGAAUCUGUAAAUACGUACCAUAAAACUACUCAGAAGCAGCCUUCACUAAGCUAUUAUCCUAAUGUUGAAUACGAUCAACUUGAUACGGCUGAUCAACUUCCAAGUCCUAAUUAUUCAUCCUUUAUUUAUUCAAAUCCUCUUACAUCAUGUGAAAAAUCUGCGUCUAUAGAAUCUUCAUUGUCUGGGAAAUUUACAGCAAAGCCCAGUUUAUUUAUCAGUGAGGCUGGGUUUUGUCCUUUAACUCCAGAAGCCGUUCAUUUAUCCUCAAACGAGUUCGCAGAAAGUUCUAGUCCCUCAAAUUCGGACUGUUCUCAUGAAUAUUUUGCAUCCAAUGAGAAUCUAAACUGUCCGAAGUCCAACAUUAAUAUUACUAGUUUGAAAGAUGUAGCAUGGUUAUCUGAACAGUGUAAAAAGAGUGAGGAUAUCCAAAGUUUUUCGCAUCGAUUUAAUAGCAAAAGUUCGGAACCAAGGCACCGGUUUAAUAAAGGUAAAGGUGCAUGUGAUCAAUUGAACCCAAAUUUACAUCAUUCAACAACUAGUUGUUUACCUAUGUCAAACCCUUCAACUAAAGACACAAGAAAGUCAGACCGGGUUAACAGUUAUAAUUUUAAGACUAUCCAAUCACAUGAUUUACAUAGAGAUGAUACAAGUGAUUGUUCUGUAUCUAUAGAUAGAAUAAAUAAAUACGAUUUUCCUUACCAAAAAAAAUAUGCACCUAUUUUGCCUGCUAAUCUCGAGCUUAGCACAACACAUUCACAUUGUGAUGACUCACAGCUUCGUUCAUCAACUAAGUCUGUGAUUGGUCGCUGUUUUUCGGUCUCACCCAACCAUCGGUUGUCACACUCAUUAUCUGUUUCUCGGGCCAAUCAAAGUAAUGCAAGGGUUGAUAUGAGUGAAAAAGUUUGCACAAUGGAUAACUCAAACAGCUUCACAAACGGACGUAUUUUUAACAAAUAUUUUUAUGAUGAUACACAAAAUCAUAUAACACCGUCAAACCAACCUUCAUCGUGUUCUUCAGUGCCCUAUAAGACAGAUCAGAAAAGAAAAAGUUCUGAAUCACUUUCUUUGAGCGAUACUCAAGAUAUAAUGUAUUUAUAUUCAUAUGGACAUAAUAAUAGUGGUAAAUACAGGAAACAAACAAGUGGACAAAGUAAUCAACCGAAAAGCAAUUACAAUCAGAUGCGUGUCGACUCUAUACUAGAAAAGCAAGACAUAUCGAAAAAAUGUACUAAGCCAGUGUCAAGAAUUACUGCGGAAUGCGACGUCUUUCAGCGGAGUCUUGAACCUAAAAAUAUCCCCGCAGAACAAUCUAGAUCGCAUAGAAACCAGAAUAAAACCUCUUUACAGAAUAGUAUUAUGAUUAGUGUUUCAAAUCAAAGCAGACAAUUAGCUUUGGCACAGGCACAUGCAUUAAAAUGUACUGACGAAGAUGUGAUUUCUUUUGGAACUAGUUUAUCAUCAUUACCAUCCUCAGCGUUAUCAUCUUUUUGUCCAGGUGACACUUCUCUGGUUACUGCUCAUUCUCGUAACAUUGGUCGCUUGAACGUGACUCUACCUGGUCUUGCAGUCAAUCAUUUGUCUAAUAGUCAUCACUCAUCCGACUGUUCAACGCGUGGUUCAAUAUCUUAUCAGUCUAAUAGUAAUCAUAAUCCAAAGUCACAAAACCCAAAUUUUAGAGGUACUGUCACAGGAGAUGUUUGUAAGCGACGUCAUGGGAGAUUGAAUACUGAAUCCUCUAAAAGUUGUAAAAACAGAAUAGAGAUAUCUGAAAGCUCUUCUAGUCAAUCGCUUUCUCCAUCGUAUGCCAAUGUAUUACUUCCUGCUCAGUCAUUUGAUUUGUCAUCGGGAUUUCCUUCUUCAGAUAAUCUGUCUACUAAUAGGAAUUUAGAUACCAUUAAUAAGCGCUCACCACGACCUUCAUCAGACCAUUCAAGAACCUAUCAAAAAACGCAGGAUUUGGAGAGAAAAAGUAUGCGUAAAAGUAAUUCUCGACAUAAUUUCAAGCCUGUAAAUAAGGAAUCUCAAAUCCACAAUCUCGUUCCUUCAAAAGUUUGUCGUGUUGGUCAAUACAUAUCUGGGUCUUCUUCACUAUUAUCUGUAAGUAAUCCGGAUGACAUAAAUGAUCCUAAAAAGUCUCCUGUAUAUGUAAGUAAGGAUACACGAGAAUAUGACUAUAUCAGAAAAGACCAUAGAAAAAUCUCAAAGUUGGCUGCAAAAAUAUCUCAUUAUCUGGAAAAUGGUAGGGAGGCAGAGGUUAAAAACUUUGUGAAUAAAAUACUACGUAAACCCGAAUCAAGGCGCGUUGUUGAUGAAUUGAUACGUUUAUGUGGAAAUAAUCUUCACAAAGUUCUCAAUCUUAAUCAAAUGGAGACACUGGAGAAUUUGCAGAAAAAUUCAACUCCUUUGAUUCACCUUGGAGCCUCACUUUCUGACUUAAGGACGUCGUACACGCUUGAUUUCGUCCCGUACAUGAAUGUCGAUUCACAUAGACGAGGUAGUUGUGGAAGCGUACUGUCUUCGCCUUGGAAUAUCACCUCUUACGAUCGUUCUUGGGCUCCUGCGUCACAUAAUCGGUCUACUCUUGGGUGUCCCAAUAAAUUAUCACCGUUUCAGAGAAAACGUACUUCCUUAUACUCACCUAAUACUAUUCGUUACAUUAAGUGGCCUUCUAGUGGAUGUAUUCGAAGCAAACCACCUUCACUGCCACCUCCACCUCCUCCUGUACCUCCAGUUUUGCUUAAAACAACAAUUUUACCACCGGAUGAUCGAAUUCGUGUUAUAGAUAUGCAUGCAAUUGAAGUUACUAAUCGCGUUCAUAUGACAUUCUCUGAACUGAUUUCUGAUCUGACCACUGGUAUAGAUAACGAAGUUGAAGUUAUACGUUCCCUUUAUCGAUGGACUACUGGUAAGGAUACCAGAUAUGAAGAUUAUGAUCCAGAAGCUCCAUCUGAUUCAUUGAUUGGGAUGUUGAGACAGAUGAAAUAUAAUCAGUUAUCGCGUAAUGAAUUAUUUUAUGAACUAUGCCGGUAUGCUGGAUUACAAUGUCAAUAUAUAACUGGUUAUUCUAAAGGUGCUGGAUAUCGUCCAGGCAUGCCAAUUAAAGAUAAUCAACUGUUUCGUAAUACUUGGCUUGCAGUGUACAUUUGUGAUGGUUGGCGUUUUGUAAAUUGUAAUUGGGGUGCUCGGUAUUUAUCGGAAAAUUUACCAGACGGUCGUUCGUCUUCAUCUGAAUGUGAUGAAUUUUAUUUUCUAACUGAUCCAGAACAACAUGUUUUUGAGAAUUUACCUGAUUUAAAAGUAUGGCAGCUAUUACGCAAACCAUUGAGUAUGGAUCGAUUCUGUCACUUACCACUACUUAAAUCGCCAUUUUUCAAUGCUAAUCUAUUUUUGAAAAAGAAUUAUUCCGAUUGUUUAGUUACCAAAAAUGGACAGGUGAGUGUAAAAAUAAAAAUGUCGAGAUUUGUUGGCAUUUCCUGCAGCUUAGAAAACUGUGCCGAUCAUAGUAUUCUGUUAGGGUUAUGCUUAGUCGAAAUCCUGUUACGACCAUCAGGUACUGUACGCAUUGAAGCUGCUCCAUCACAACCAGGAAAGUAUUAUUUGAACGUUUAUGUUUCACCUGAUUGGCGGCGUGAAGACAUCAGGGAAUUGGCAUGUUCAUUUCAGAUUCAUUGCUCAGAAUAUAAUUAUUCUCGUCUAGUUGUGACUGGUCGAUUGCCUGAAGUUGGCUUUCUUGGUCGUACACCUGCUUCAGAAGUGCAUGGCGUACUAAUGGUACCAGAAGGUGAUGCGUCAGAUGGUCGACCAUACAUUGUACACAAUGAUCCAAGACCUCUGAAAAUUCCUUUUGCCAUUGCUCCUGGUUUAAAGCUAUGCCACCAAUUAAAAUCGUUUGAUCGACCAGGUCAUCAAAUGGCAGAUUGUGAUAGUUAUGCAUUGCUUCAAAUGAAACCAAACCAUCAUAGUAGUAUUACACAUUCAAAGCCAUUCAAAUCUCAGGCUAAUGCCUAUUAUAACGUUCGUCUACCUGUACAAGCAUUUUACUACUUGACUAUUUAUGCUUUUAAUGAAAAUAAUAUUGUCAAAGAUCAUCUAGACUGUGUGUAUCGUAUUUUAAUUGAUGCACGUAACUGUCGUUCUUCUGAGUUAAUUCAGGCUUAUCCGCGUCAAACAUUUUGGUGGGUUCAGUGUCGAUUAAUUGAACCUAAACAUCAGCAUUUAUUCAUUAACCGAAAUUAUAAAUUCUGUCUAGACGCUCCUCAAUGUGAUUCUGUAGCUGUUGUAAUCAAUGGAUCAGAAUGGCACUUCCUUACUCCAUCUUCACCAAUAUCACCAUCUAAACUCCAUUCACCAUCUGGCAGUAAUCAUCAUGGUCGUUGGAGUGGUAAAGUUUAUACUGGCAAAUGCUUGGGACAGUUAUCUGUGUUUGGACGUAUACCUCAUAUUAAUAAAUUUAAGGAGAUAAGUUUAGAAAAUGAAUGCAGAAUAAUUAAUGAUACCAUGCAUGGGGGUUAUAAUGGUAAUGACCAUGCAAAUAAUACUGAUACUACUACUACUAAUAAUAAUAAUAACGAUGAAGAUGAUGAAGAAAAUUCCUAUAUUAAACUUUUAGAUUAUAUUCUCGUUCAAAAAGAAUUGUUUAGCUAACAGUUUGUUUAAGUCUACUAAUAAUUAUCUUUACAGUUUAUAACAUCUAAUCAAACUGAACACUUCCAUUUCCUGUGGAUAUUACUUUUUUUUAUUACCAAUUAUAUUCUUCAGAGUAGCUCAACUGUUAAUACUACGUGUUUCAAAGUACAGUAGUUAGUAAUAAUCACAUUUAUUAUGUAAUAGUUGAAUAUAUUUUGUGAUUUCCUUACUUCCACUAUUUAUUUUGUGUUUAUUUAAAUGUCUUGAAAAAGAAAUAAUUAAAAUUAUGCUCUCACAAUUAUUCUUCCACUUAUAUGUGAUAAAAUUUACUAGUUGUUUUUUAUUUAUUAACAUUUAUUUAUUUACUUUUAUUUUGUUAUCGACUAGCUAUUUUGCGUGUAUUUAGUAGUUUUACGUCAGUUUUAUUCCUUUUGGAAAGAGAUACAUAUUAAAGUAUAAUAUGCAAGGAGAGAGAGAAGGAGAAUAACAAAAAAAAAUUGUUGACUUUUGAUUGUAUUAAUUACGCUUCAUUAUUUCUUUUUGUUUGUGAGAAAAUUUAUUCCACUAACUGACUAAAGUAUGAUGGAGAUUUUUUCCCAUUUCUAGUUGAUUAGUUUGGUUUCCAAGUCGAUUGAUUUCCUUCUUUAGUGGUUAGUAAAAAUAUUGCAUUAAACAAUAAAAAUCACUUGUUUUCUUUUGAUUGACACAAUCUGAACUUCAAUCGACUCUCAAUGAGUAUGCACAAUAUAGCAGUUAUCUAG
This is a messenger RNA of Schistosoma guineensis, 8734 nucleotides long. Lineage: Eukaryota; Metazoa; Platyhelminthes; Trematoda; Strigeidida; Schistosomatidae. The record is from the annotation of a GenBank genome assembly.